Molecule: messenger RNA, 815 nt
Organism: Equus caballus (horse)
Lineage: Eukaryota; Metazoa; Chordata; Mammalia; Perissodactyla; Equidae
Source: RefSeq, a predicted model, not a curated record
AUGACCUUGGGCCAUAGGCAAGAAGGGCUCAGGGCAGGUAAGGGUACAGAUGAGAUAGGAGAUGGGAGUGGGCCUCCCUGCCUUGUAAACCUGCUUGUUUUUAUUUUUAUUUUUCGGUUGGUUUGCAGUCCGCGGUGGCUUAAAUCUCGGUACAGCCGUUGUGAAGAUGUCCUUGGAUCCCCUGGGUGUCAGGUUGCCAAGCUUCACGUCCAUAACCACAGAGAAAACCUAGAGGGCUUUGUGAAGACUUCUGUCAAGUUCCCGCCCCGUGCUGGCACUCACGGUGUUUUUGCUGUGAAUUGUGAGGUGUGCUAUACAGCCAAAGGUUUGGAACUUACUCGAGUGACAGUGGUUGACCCCAGCCUCCAGGUGGUCUGUGAUACAUUCGUGAAACCAGAUGAAGAAGUCAUUGACUAUAACACUAGGUUUUCUGGAGUGGGGGAAGGUGCCUUGAACGCUAAAACAUCAAUCCGUGAUGUGCAAGCCGUCUUGUUGAACCUGUUCAGUGCCGACCCUGUACUAAUUGGACAUAGCUUUGAACACAGUCUGUAUGCUCUUAAGUUAAUUCAUACGUCAGUCAUGGACACCACAGUUCUGUUUCCUCAUCGGCUGGGCUUGCCUCACAAGAGAUCCCUUAAGAGUCUAGUGGCUGACUACCUGCAGAGAAUCAUUCAGGAGGAUGGUCACGAUUCCAGUGAAAAUGCAACCGCCUGCAUGGAACUGGUCCUCCGGAAGGUCAAGGAAGACCUGAAAGGGAAGAAGUAAUCACUUUGCCCAAGAAUAUCUUAAACCUCUGCACUGUGGCCUCAGGGACU